This is a messenger RNA of Sinocyclocheilus anshuiensis, 3293 nucleotides long. RefSeq names its product protein argonaute-3-like. The record is from RefSeq and is a predicted model, not a curated record. The transcript is spliced from 17 exons. Bases 699 to 3047 code for a protein of 782 amino acids. Lineage: Eukaryota; Metazoa; Chordata; Actinopteri; Cypriniformes; Cyprinidae. Gene Ontology annotation, molecular function: protein binding; RNA binding.
CUCUCGCGGCAGGUCCGUGCGUCGCGCUCGCGGCGGAUCAGACGCUCCAUAUUUAGCUGAAGCGAGUAUCGCAGAGGCACUGAGUGUCAGAGAAACCCUGCGAGAGAGAGAGAGUUCAGCUCCCAACUUAUUUCGUGUCACCGUCGGCGUAAAACGAAGGGAGUACGCGCCAUCGAAAAGCCUCGAGCUUCGAGGACGGAAUUCAUGGAGGAUCGGGGACUUUCGCGGAUUUUUCCCCUCACAGAUGGGAAUGUAGCUUAGCUGGUUAGCCUGGCCGCUAGCAGUAGCAGGCUAGCUGUGUCGAAGAGCGGAGGCGACAUAAGUUGACUUUUACUCGCUAUAACGUCAUAACACCUCAACAAACCGCCUCAGUCUUUCCAAAGACGCGUUUCUGAAGGCGUCGCCGUCACAGAAACAGCGAUUCGGGACUGUAUUCAGGGGAACUUCUCGUCUUAGCUGGCUGGCUAGCUUGCCGUCACGUCAGUCUGUCAAUCGAACCUGAAAUCCAGACCGGAUAGUUCGAGCCACAUACGGAGGCACCGAACCUCCCCCUCUCCUCUGAUAUACGAGCUUCUGGGACACUGGAUUAUUAGGAGCCCUUAAACUGAGGAAACGCUCGCAUUGGGUUAACGGAACCGUAGAGUUUCUGAAGUUCGUCUACUGCGAGCCGGGGACGGAACCGGACAGAGACCUCAUGAAUGGAAAUCGGAACUACAGGAGACGUUGGGGCCCAGGCCCUGUUCUCCGUGCCACGGAGGCCCGGCUAUGGCACCGUGGGGAAACCCAUCAAGCUGCUGGCCAACUGCUUCCAGGUGGAGAUCCCCAAGAUGGACGUCUACCUGUAUGAGGUGGACAUCAAGCCUGAGAAGUGUCCACGCCGCGUGAACAGGGAGGUUGUGGACUCCAUGGUGCAGCACUUUAAAGUCACCAUCUUUGGGGAUCGAAGGCCAGUUUAUGAUGGGAAGAAAAGCCUCUACACCGCCAACCCACUGCCUGUGGCGCCUGCGGGGGUGGAUCUGGACGUUACGCUGCCAGGGGAGGGGGGUAAAGACCGACCCUUUAAAGUCAGUAUUAAAUUUGUGUCGCUGGUGAGCUGGCACCUGUUGCACGAGGUACUAACCGGUCGCAGUACAUCAGAGCCGCUGGAGCUGGACAAGCCAAUCAGCACCAACCCAGUUCACGCUGUGGACGUGGUGCUACGCCAUCUACCCUCCAUGAAGUACACACCCGUGGGCCGCUCGUUCUUCUCUGCCCCGGAGGGCUACGACCAUCCUCUGGGUGGAGGCAGAGAGGUGUGGUUCGGCUUCCACCAGUCUGUUCGGCCGGCCAUGUGGAAGAUGAUGCUCAACAUUGACGGUUCUCUCUUUCUCUCUGACCAAGUUCAACAGCAGUUCAUGUGUGAGGUACUGGACAUCCACAACAUCGACGAGCAGCCUAGGCCCCUCACAGACUCCCACCGAGUCAAAUUCACCAAAGAAAUCAAAGGUCUGAAGGUGGAGGUGACACACUGCGGAACCAUGCGGAGGAAGUACCGGGUCUGCAAUGUGACCCGCCGGCCCGCCAGCCACCAAACGUUCCCUUUGCAGUUGGAGAACGGCCAAACUGUAGAGCGAACAGUAGCUCAGUAUUUCAGAGAGAAGUACAGCCUGCAGCUCAAAUACCCCCACCUGCCCUGCCUACAGGUGGGCCAGGAGCAGAAACACACCUACCUGCCCCUGGAGGUGUGUAAUAUUGUAGCAGGGCAGCGGUGCAUCAAGAAACUGACAGAUAAUCAAACGUCCACCAUGAUCAAAGCCACAGCGCGAUCAGCACCAGACAGACAGGAGGAGAUCAGCAGACUGAAUCUCCAAACAGGAGUGGAGAGGCAGCGUGGGUGGAAAGCAUCUGACGAGGCCAAUGAAAUGUACCAAACGAAAAAGUCUCACUUUGAGACGGAGCUAAAAAUACCUCGUUCUUUGAGUUCAGUCAUUGGACAGCUUCAUGAGUUCCUCUCAUGUUCAGUGUCAGUGUCAGACGUAUGCUGUUGUGUUUGUGCUCUCACACGUCCUGUGCAGCAGAUCAACCUUGAGCUGUCGUUACAGAACCGCACUGUAGCCACACCCAGCCAUGGAGUUUGGGACAUGAGAGGGAAACAGUUCCACACCGGGGUGGAGAUCAAGAUGUGGGCCAUCGCCUGCUUCGCCACACAGAGACAGUGCAGAGAAGAGAUCCUCAAGCCGUCAGUGUUUCAGCAGCCAGUCAUCUUUCUGGGGGCGGAUGUGACGCAUCCACCUGCAGGAGACGGGAAGAAACCCUCCAUUGCAGCGGUGGUGGGCAGUAUGGACGCUCAUCCCAGCAGGUACUGCGCCACGGUGCGUGUCCAAAGACCCAGACAGGAAGUGAUUCAGGACUUGGCCUCUAUGGUGCGAGAGUUACUCAUUCAGUUCUACAAGUCCACUCGCUACAAACCCACUAGAAUCAUCUUCUACAGAGACGGCGUGUCUGAGGGCCAGUUUAGACAGGUAUUGUAUUAUGAGCUGCUGGCCAUUCGAGAGGCCUGUAUCAGUCUGGAGAAGGAGUACCAGCCUGGCAUCACGUACAUAGUGGUGCAGAAACGCCACCACACGCGCCUCUUCUGUGCCGAUCGCAAUGAGAGGGUGGGUCGCAGCGGAAACAUUCCUGCUGGUACGACAGUCGACACGGAUAUCACACACCCCUACGAGUUUGACUUUUACCUCUGCAGUCAUGCUGGAAUACAGGGCACCAGCCGACCCUCCCACUACCAUGUCCUGUGGGACGACAACUGCUUCACUGCUGAUGAGUUCCAGCUGCUCACUUACCAGUUGUGCCACACGUACGUGCGCUGCACCCGCUCCGUCUCCAUCCCCGCGCCAGCCUACUACGCCCAUCUGGUGGCCUUCCGUGCGCGAUACCACUUGGUGGACAAAGAACACGACAGUGCCGAGGGAAGCCACGUCUCCGGACAGAGUAACGGUCGGGAUCCCCAGGCGCUGGCCAAAGCUGUGCAGAUUCACCACGACACCAUGAGGACCAUGUACUUUGCCUAAGCCAGCUCACAUCCAUCCCACGUUCGACUAGUCACGCACACGAACCCGACAACCGCAUACACAUGCCAUCACAUCUCCCAAAAGCCUGUGCAUCCCUGUGGGUCGAUCACUGUGGCGAUGGAAGCGCGGCCCGCCCCGACACUGUGCAGCAGGAUGAGGAAGGCCUGCUUUAAUUCCACACGUGGACCUCGGCACUAUUAUGCAAUAUUAAACCAGCCAACUGAGGCCGUUCUGUCAUAUCCCCUC